AUGUAUGCAUCGGAGUCGGUGGUGUACUCGACAUCGUUGGAGGUGGAAGAGGACAAGGAGUGGAGAUAUAGGCAUUGCAAAUCGGCACGAACACUGGCAAUGUCAUAUAUUACACUGAGGGACCAUGACACUAUUAAUGUGGGAGUAUAUAAGACGCCCUCCUCACAAGCUUUAUUGACAGUGCUCGCCGUUUCGGCGUAUGCGGCCCCUCAAGGAUAUUCCUUGCCGUCACCCUCCGGACCUGGAUUUACCACAAAACCAAGACCUCAUCUUGGAAGUGGACUUAUAGCUAGUUCUGGCAUUUCUGCUGCUGGAACAGUAUCAGGAACUGCUAUUGGAUUAGGUCAUAUAUCUGGACAAGGAACCCCAGCAGGACUUGGUUUGACUUCAGGAGAAGGUAUCUCUUCAGGAACAAACCGUGUGACAGAGCAGAGUAUUUCUCCUGGAUCAGGCGUCUCUUUCGUUACAUCAGAAAUUGAUACAGGAUCUGGUACUGACAGAGCCGAUGUUGUGUGUAAGGAAGGAGAAAUUCUGCAUGUGGAUGGUACUUGUGUAGUUCCAGAAGUAUCUAGAAAAGUGUUUGUUUUUGAUGUUCCUCAACAGGAGCAGCUGACAGGUCCCCCACCAAGUGUUCCACCACCAAAGGUGGAUCACAACAUCCUCUUCGUGCGUCUUCCUGAAGAAGGACUCGGACCUGAACCCAUCGUGGUUCCUCCACCAAGACAGAACAAUAUCGUCUACGUACUCAACAAGCAAGGAGAACAGUCCCAGAGAGUGAUCGAGGUACCCGCUCCUCCACCCUCAGAGCCUGAGAUUUACUUUGUGAAUUACGAAGAGGGUGAAAACCCGACUCUUCCAGGAGGUGUUGAUCUUCAUACUGCUCUUGGUUCCGCCGCUGAAACCGGUGGUGAAGUCAUUGGUACCUUCGGAGCAGACGGAGGACUUCAAGGAAGUACAGGGGACCAGGCUGGUGUAGGCAGUUUUGGUGUUCUACAGGGUAAUGUGGGUGUAGGCAUCGGAGUCGGUAUUGGGGGAGGAAGUACCGGAGUAUCCGGCAACGUUGGAAGUGGAAGAGGACAAGGAGGAAGUGCAGCUGUAGGUACCGUCGGAGGAACUGUUGGUGCUAAUGCUGGAGUGAUUCAGGGCAAUCUGAACGUCCCUUCAGGCCUAUAUGGCACUCCUUAA
Penaeus indicus is the source of this 1185-nucleotide messenger RNA. RefSeq names its product pupal cuticle protein 36-like. The coding region runs from base 1 to 1185 and encodes 394 amino acids. NCBI's taxonomy places the organism in Eukaryota, Metazoa, Arthropoda, Malacostraca, Decapoda, Penaeidae. The record is from RefSeq and is a predicted model, not a curated record. The transcript is spliced from 4 exons.